Molecule: messenger RNA, 651 nt
Organism: Orbilia oligospora ATCC 24927
Lineage: Eukaryota; Fungi; Ascomycota; Orbiliomycetes; Orbiliales; Orbiliaceae
Exons: 4
Coding region: 1-651 (216 amino acids)
Cellular component (GO): peroxisomal membrane
Source: RefSeq, a predicted model, not a curated record
AUGCCGAAUACUUUGGAAAUUGUCAAGACCGCCGCUGAGGCCUUCAUCUUGGACCCAGCAAACCAUGAUAUCCUCUCCCUGAUCAAGGGUCUUAGGAAUGGCAUCGUCUACGGCACGAAAGUUCGAUUCCCGCAUGCUCUUGUCAUGGUAUUCCUCUUUCGCUCUGGAACAUUCCGCGAAAAAGCCCUCCUAGUCUUCAAGGCUACACGAACACACGCCCGUAACCUCGGCACAUUCGUCUUCCUCUACAAGAUCUCCAUGCUCAUUCUCCGUCACCUUAACAAAACCGAAUCCCAGUACGACUCCUUCAUCUCGGGUCUUAUCGGUGGUUAUACCGUUUUCGGCCGAGGUGGCAAUUCCUCUGUAAACCAACAAAUCUGCCUUUACGUUGCCGCCCGUGUUAUCCUUGGUGUAGCGAAACUAUCCACGACCCCGGGAUAUCAACUUUCGCCGGUUCCGGAGGUAUGGAGAGAAGGUAUCAAUAAUAAUGCCUGGCCGGCUUUCGCUAGCUUUAGUUGGGCAUUUGUUAUGUAUCUGUUUAGAUGGCAUCCGGAAGUCAUCCAGCCUAGUUUGAGGAGCUCGAUGACUUAUUUGUAUGCCAAUAGCGAAAGGUGGGAUGGAUUGAAGAAUCUACUAUGGCAUAAUGUAUAA